Messenger RNA from Carya illinoinensis, 2936 nucleotides. Its product is annotated as putative disease resistance protein RGA1. The transcript has 2 exons. NCBI's taxonomy places the organism in Eukaryota, Viridiplantae, Streptophyta, Magnoliopsida, Fagales, Juglandaceae. The coding region runs from base 61 to 2703 and encodes 880 amino acids. Gene Ontology annotation, molecular function: protein binding; ADP binding. The record is from RefSeq and is a predicted model, not a curated record. Gene Ontology annotation, biological process: defense response to other organism.
AAUAACCGUUUGCAUAUAAUUUUUUUAUGAAUUAACUAUAUAUAUAUAAGAGUUAACUAUAUGAAAGAGAGGCCUCACAGGCUUAAUUUCUGUAACAACAACCCCAUUCUAGUUUUGCAAAUCCCAUUGGCAAACAUGGUUGAUCUUGCCUAUGGCCUCGCUGGUAGUCUCUUGCAGAAAUUAGGCUCUCUAGUUUAUCAAGAGCUUCGCUUGGCAUGGGGUCUCCAGAGCGACCUGAAAAAGAUUGAACGCACUAUUUCCAUCAUUAAAAUCGUGCUCUUAGAUGCUGAAGACAGGCAAGCAAGCAAUCCCAAAUUGAGCAUCUGGCUUCGGCAGCUCAAAGAUAUCUUAUAUGAUGCAGAGGAUGUGGUGGAUGAAAUUGAGUACAAAGCUUUAAGGAAGCAAGCGAUUACAGCAUACGGAAGCACUAGUCCAAAGGUACGACAUUUCUUUUCUUCCUCUAUGGCACUUUCAUCCCGUUUACAACUGGCUUACAAAAUCAAGGACAUUAGAAAGAGGUUAGAUGAGAUUAAUACUAGUAAGGAUCAAUUUAAUCUCACUGAACAGCGUGAAGAGGUGCAUGUCAUGCCUCAGUGGAGGGAAAUGACUCAUUCCGGUGUUGAAUCAUCGGUCAUUGGUAGGCAUUUGGACAAAGAAAAAAUCAUAGAGGCUAUGAUGAAGGCCGAUGGAAAUGUUAAUGUAAUUUCCAUAGUGGGAUUAGGAGGUCUGGGGAAGACUACACUGGCCAAGUUGGUCUACAAUGAUGAAACCGUAGUUAGUCAUUUUCAAUUAAGAAUGUGGGUUUGUGUCUCUACGGAUUUUAGAGUUACAAGAUUGAUGGAAGAAAUCCUUAAAUCUGUUGGCCAUGGAGUUGAUAAGAAUUCAAGUAAUGUAGAUAUGAUGCAAAAAAGCUUGAGGGACUUUUUAAAGAAUAAAAGGUUUCUAUUGGUCCUAGACGAUGUUUGGAAUGAAAAUAGAAAUAAAUGGAUUGAAUUGACAGAUUUGCUUAACGGAGGGUCCCAUGGAAGUGUCGUUGUCGUAACGACACGUAUUCACAAUGUUUCUUCCAUUUCCGGGCCUGUUUACAUGCAUCCAUUAGAUGGUCUACCAAAAGAAGAAUGUUUGUCUUUAUUUGUGAAAUGUGCAUUCAAGGAAGGAGAAGACAAACGACAUCCAAACUUGGUAUCAAUUGCUGAUGAAAUAGUGGAAAAGUGUAAAGGGGUUCCAUUGGCCGUGAAGAGUUUAGGUGGUAUGCUUUAUUCAAAAGUUGAUGAAAGGGAGUGGAAUUUGGUUAGAGAUAACGAGAUUUGGGAAUUGGAAGAAAAGGAGGGGGACAUCUUACCUGCAUUACAAUUGAGUUAUAAUCAAAUGCCAAUUCAUCUGAAGCGAUGCCUUGCCUAUUGCGUUAAUUUUCCAAAGGAUCAUGAAUUUUUUAAUGUCGUUUUAAUUCAACAAUGGAUGGCGCAUGGAUUAAUCCUCCAAUUGCCCGUUAACAAAACACAAGAGUUAGAAGAUGUUGGAGACUUGUAUAUUAAGGAGUUAAUGUCAAGAUGUUUCUUUCAAGAUUUUGAAGAAUUUGGGUUGUAUUAUUUCUUCAAAAUGCAUGAUCUUGUCCAUGACCUUGUGCUCUCUAUUGCCCAUGAAGAGUGGUUGGAAAUAGACUCUGAAAACAAAGAAAUUGCUUCAACAGUUCGUCAUUUGUCAAUUUCAUACGAUGGCCCCCUACGAGUUUCAAAGUCUCCAAAUAAGUUAACUAGUGUGCGGACCAUCAUUUACCAAACCGAACCCCAUAUGUCCUCAGUUGAAGCAUGCAUCUCAAGAUUCAAGUCCUUGCGGCUCCUUGAUUUAAGUGAUUCAAAUUUUGAGAAUUUGCCAAGUUCCAUUGGUACUCAAAAGCAUUUGAGAUAUCUCAACUUAUCUGGUAAUGAAUCAAUCAAGAAGCUUCCUAAUUCCGUUUGUAAGCUACACAAUUUGCAAACCUUGAUACUUGAGGGAUGUGUUACUCUUGAACGACUGCCCAAAGAUAUACGGAACUUGAUCAACCUUAGGCUUAUUACAAUAACAACAAAAGAUACAUGCUUACUCGAGAAUGGAGCAUGUUGCUUUAAUUCUCUUCGGAUUUUAGUGGUUGUCGAAUGUCCAAGACUCGAAUGCCUAUUUCCACAGAUGGAUAGGUGCCUCACCAACCUUCGUGUAUUGGUUUUUACAAGAUGUGAAAGUUUGACCUAUUUGCUACCUAUUAUCAAGCACCUAACUGUUUUAGAGUCAUUGUAUAUUGUUGAUUGUAAAGAGAUGGAUUUGACGGGAGGAGGAAGAGGAGGAGAUGCACAGGAUCUCAAUUUGAAACUCCAAAUCUUGUGUAUAGAAAAGUUGCCAAAGUUGGAGGUUUUACCUGAAUGGCUCUUAGGAUCUGCAAACACUUUAAAGUACCUACAUAUCGAGGGGUGUGGAAAUCUCAAGGCCUUGCCGGAGUGGUUGCCAACUAUGAAAUCACUUCAGACAUUGGAGAUCAUUGAUUGCAAAGAGCUAUCAUCUUUACCCGAGGGAAUUCAUCAUAUGAAAACAUUAAGAAAAUUGAAAAUUGAAGAAUGUCGUAAACUCGUUACUCGUUCAGAAGACUGGUCCAACAUACCAGGGCUCGAAGUACUUGUUUCUGGAAACGCUGAAGAUGAUGAAGAAGAUCGAAGAACAGCUCUCGCCUAAUUCCAUGAGCGACGAGAAGUCCAAGCCAAUGCCAAACUGAACGUGCGAAAUAGCUUGGUUCGAAUUUAGAUACAUAUAUGUCUCUUCCUUAAAUUGCAUUUAAGAUAUGUAAAAUACAGAAAUAAAGACAUGCAGUGACGUGUGUGUAUAAAGUGUGUGCGAUAGUUAGUUGGAAUAUUGGUGGAUAUAUGUAUUUAAUGGCUUCCGUACCUAUAUAUGUUAUUAUUGCUCUA